Durusdinium trenchii is the source of this 1665-nucleotide messenger RNA. NCBI's taxonomy places the organism in Eukaryota, Dinophyceae, Suessiales, Symbiodiniaceae. The record is from the annotation of a GenBank genome assembly.
AGGUCAGAGCAACGAUGAGAUCGCGUCUCUCAGAGGAAUGUAUUAACAUGGUCGAGGCCAUCGAAUUUACAAGGAAGCUUGAUGAUGGCAGGCAGCCAGAACUGUGGGAUCAAGCGGACCUUAUCCUGAUUGGGCUCUCCAGAUCUGGCAAAACCCCUUUAGCGUUCUUCCUGGCACAGAGAGGCUUCAAGGUGGCCAACUAUCCAGUGAUCCCAGAUGAAGAUCCACCGGAACAGCUCUUUGAUCCUGCUUUGCAGUCCAAAUGCGUGGCCUUGACAAUCCAGGCCCAGCGGUUGCACGCUGUUCGCUCUGCCCGGAUGACAGACUAUGGAUCCUCCAAGUCAACGUAUUCCUCGCUGGAGAACUGUCGUAAAGAAACGAACUGGCUGAAGACCUUCUACAUGCGGAAAGGUCCACGUUGGCCAGUUAUUGAUACUACCAACGGUGGCCUAGAGGAGACUGCUGCCAAGGUGCUGAAGAUUCUGCAGCGCAUCAAAGGAGUUGAGAAAGCAACUGGACAGUUUGCCAAUCCUUCGAUUGAAUAAUGAGCCUGUGCUGCCGCAACUGCAAAUGUAUCGAAGUUCAGGCAUGCCGGACUUUUUAAAGCAGCUGCUUCUGAUGUGAGCACACCUUUGCUCCCAGGCUGAAGAGCUGUACACGGCUAGAUUCUUCUCUUGCAGAGGGCUGCUGGCUUUUCAGUUUCAUUUGAUCAGAAUUUUAAAUCUUGCACGAGGCAGGAUCCCAUCAGAACGCCACUGCAAUCCAAGCCAAAAAGUCGAGUUGACUCGUAGCCGCAGAUGUGGCGUCUUUGGUUCCAAGUAACAAGGGAAUUGUAGUUGCAAACAAUCCAAUAGCGAUGGCCUCCAGCCUAGUAGCGAUGAUGGCCUCCAACCUAAUAGCGAUGGCAUCCAACCUAAUAGUAAUGGACAUUGUGUAUAUAUAACCUGAAAAGAUAGAGUCUUCGGCUGAGGUUUGGCAGAUUGACAAAGUAGGUUCGUCAAGUCUGCGGGAACCUGUUGGUUUAGUUUGGGUUGCUUUCCAUCUGGAACACUGCGCGUCCUGUUAUUUUGGCUCAGACUCACCAAGCUGAGGCUGGAGGAGGAUAAACAUCAAGCCAGGGGAAGUUGCUAGUCAACAAUAUUUGCUUCACAAGCCAGCUCUCUUGAACUGCUUCAACACCUACCAAAGCCACUUGACUUGUCAGACAUGGCUCUGCCAUCAAUUGUGACGGUUCAGACAGCGCUUAGUCAGUUGUGCAAGCAGACGGCCGGGAUGCGCUCCAUAGCAGUCACAGAUCGAGAUGGUGUUGUGGUGUUGAGGGCGCCUGAGACGGCUGCGGAUGAUCCUAUUGCUAGUGGCGUGCUGACGACCAUCUUUUCGAUGACCGCCGUGCAGAGCGAGAAGGUGAAAGGCCUUGGAUCGAUGAAUACAAUCCUGAACACGUACAGCGAGUGCUACCUGUUGCAGAUCAACAUGGAUGUGCUAGUCGUCUCCAUCAUUGUGGACAAAGAUGCCAACAUUGGUACAAUUAUGGCCUUGACGCCCUCAAUCAAGGACUUGUUGCAGCCAACACAGCUCGCCAUCAAGCGCGAGACAGAGGCGGUUUGAGGCAGCCUGGCGCCCCAAAGCCUUUGCUUACUCUGAUCAUUUGCCGCAAAAAUCGAU